AUGAGCACGAAGGGUCCGAGUAUUGCACCAAGAAACUCGACUACACAGUCCUCUAUUGCAAUCGCAAGUGCCUCGGCGUCAUUAUCUAGUGGCUCCACUCCGCGCAGCGUGGCAAGCAGUCCUCAAAACAUUAACCCAGCUUCUCCGCCAAGCAUAGAGAACAACAAUCAAACUCUUAGCCGGCCCGCCAAUAGCAAUAUGACAACACUGAUAGUAACGUCUAAAGAAUGGGUGUUGCCCCCAAGACCCAAACCGGGCAGAAAGCCGAGUGUUGAUACUCCUGCUUCAAAGAGAAAAGCUCAGAAUCGAGCAGCGCAAAGAGCGUUCAGGGAAAGACGAGCUACAAGAGUUCAAGAGUUGGAACAGAAACUAAUGGAGGUGGAGAAAGAAAAGGAUAUCAAAGAAAUGGCAUUACUCAACACUAUCAAUAAAUUGAAAGCGGAAAACCAUUUUUUGUCAAGGAAUCUAGAUCAACUUAGACAAGACAUGAAUAUGUUUAGAGCUACCCAAGAGCAAAUGAAAACACAGAUGCAGAUGCAACUGCAACUGCAACUGCAACUGCAACCACCACCACCACCACCACAACAACAACAACAACAACAGAAACAAAAACAGUAUUCGCAGCAGGAUGAGCCUGUACUGAAUAUGAUUAGCCCAUUCCAAUCAAGCAGUAUGCAUCCAUUAAUUUCCCGUCAACAUUCGCAGCAGCAGCAACAUCAGCUUAAAACAACAAUAAGCAGUCAUUCUUCCCCAGCCAAGAAUAGUAUUUCUCCAUCUGGGUCAUCCUACUCACUACAACAGAUCUCACCAGCCCCAUCGGCGGACCUGUCUCCUCAGAAUACACUGAAUCAGAAUAGUGGAGUUUCAAACCAGACGUUGACUCCGCUUUCUAGUGAUACAACGCCCAAUAAACUUGAUCAAACUGUUGGUAAUGGCUCAACAGUAGCGUUGGAGUUUGACUGCGGCAUUUGUCUUAAGGAAGAAUGUUUGUGCGAGUCUAUUGGCUUGAAAGAAUCCAGCAGCAAAAAUGCAAUCGAGUUAGAAAAAGAGUUGACAGAACAGUUGAAAUCUUUUCAACCUGAACCGGCAGUAUCACUACCAAGAAAACGCAAAGCUACGAAUGAAGAGGAACCAAAGGAGAUUGAUUUUACAAUACAGUUCGUUUCCAAACCAAGACCCAUGCCUGACUUGAAGAAGUUGAAGAAGACCACAUUAUCAGAGUUGGCGCCGACCAUGACAAUGAAGUCGCCCAUAACUCAAGACACAUUUAAUGAGAAUUCGCCCGUGGAGAAUUGUGGUUUCUGUUCUGACGAUACUCCGUGCGUGUGUAAGGAAGCGGCAAAAGAAGCAGCAAGGUUGAAUGCUUCAUUAAAUGAGCUGGAGAAUGAGAUGAUCAUGGAAGAAGAAGAAUCUACGCAUUUUGAAAGCGAUAAAACGUUACCUCCUUUACAAUAUAACUCGAAUUGUAAUAAUAUAAAUAAAUCGUCAUUGCCAGUGAUGCACCCUGGUCCUUCGGUUGAAAUUAGGGAGAUUACUAACCUUACACCUGGUGCUGUUCCAGCAGUUAUACCACGAAGGAAAGAAGAAAACCAAGGUCAAACGUCUAGUAGCCAACCAGAAGACAAUAAUUCCGAAGACAACGUGUGUACAGGAAACCCAGGUAAUUGUAGGCAAUGUCAAAUGGAUCCAAUGUCAACUUUAUUCUGUACAACUGUUGCUUCCAAGAGCAAUGACUCUUCCAUACGGCCGAAUUUAUCUAGAAACAGUUCCAAAACAAUGUUACUGUUAAGCUUUGCCACAAACAAGAACGAAAACAGCAACAACGCGCAAAGUCCAAUACCCCCACCAUUAAUUGCUACUGGAAGUUACAAAAAUACAUCUACCUCCAACGCAGCAAGUCCAGGCUCUUCUACUAGUGGCAGCAUGUUUAUACCGUGUGCGGAUGCUUAUAAAACUUUAUCUAGACAUAAAAAGUUUAAUAGCGUUGACUUCAGCACCUUGGUUGGGAAAUUAACAACGAGAGGAAUGCAAGUGGAGGUACAAUCAGUUGCAAAUGUGUUACGUGAAUUAGAUAGAAGAUUGUAUAAUUAG
This is a messenger RNA of Lodderomyces oxycetoniae, 2091 nucleotides long. It is a transcript of the gene HAP43, whose product is annotated as Hap43p. Gene Ontology annotation, molecular function: DNA-binding transcription activator activity, RNA polymerase II-specific; transcription cis-regulatory region binding. Gene Ontology annotation, biological process: regulation of DNA-templated transcription. The transcript has a single exon. Gene Ontology annotation, cellular component: nucleus; RNA polymerase II transcription regulator complex. The record is from RefSeq and is a predicted model, not a curated record. The coding region runs from base 1 to 2091 and encodes 696 amino acids. NCBI's taxonomy places the organism in Eukaryota, Fungi, Ascomycota, Pichiomycetes, Serinales, Debaryomycetaceae.